Drosophila pseudoobscura is the source of this 3953-nucleotide messenger RNA. RefSeq names its product chaski (gene chk). The coding region runs from base 32 to 2701 and encodes 889 amino acids. Gene Ontology annotation, cellular component: membrane. The record is from RefSeq and is a predicted model, not a curated record. The transcript is spliced from 5 exons. Gene Ontology annotation, molecular function: monocarboxylic acid transmembrane transporter activity. Gene Ontology annotation, biological process: transmembrane transport. NCBI's taxonomy places the organism in Eukaryota, Metazoa, Arthropoda, Insecta, Diptera, Drosophilidae.
CUUAGCACUUAGCACUUAUCAAGGCCCAAUCAUGGCCAAGCCCACAACGGCCUCCAGCGUGUCCAACGUCUCGAACAACAACAGCGCGGAGGCGGCCAACAACAACAGCCAGCAGAAUGGGGGGGCCUAUCAGGCACUGCCCGAGAGCCCGGUACCGGCCCCGGCCAACACUCCCCUGAACCGUGCCAUCAAGCACGACCUGUUCCCGGAGGUGACGUUCUGCAAUCUGUCGGCGGAGGAGCUGGCCGAUGGGGCCGGGCACAGCCGCGUGGUGCGGACCAGCAUCAUAGCGAUCGACGGCGAGGGAAACCUCACCUGCCUGAUGAACAGUAGCCAGGUUAAGAAGCGCAAGCGGCUGAUAUCGAACGAGUCGGGCGACUCGAUAGACUCCGGCUCGACGGAGAAGAAGGCCCCGAAGAUGCCCGACGGAGGCUACGGCUGGGUGGUAGUGUUCGCCUCCCUGGUGGUCUCCCUCAUAGCGGAUGGACUGUCCUUCUCCUUUGGCCUGAUCAACGCGGAACUGCUCGAGUACUUCGGGCAGUCCACCUCGAAGACGGCCUGGAUCUCGUCGCUGUUUUUCUCCGUUCCGCUGCUAAUGGGGCCCAUCUGGUCGAAUCUGGUGGACAAGUACGGGUGCCGCAAGAUGACCAUCAUUGGGGGGCUGGUGUCCGCCGUGGGGUUCGCCAUGUCCUCCUUCUGCAACUCCAUCGAGAUGCUGAUGGUGACGUUUGGGAUUAUUUCGGGCCUGGGACUGGGCAUCGGCUACGUCACCGCCGUGGUGUCCAUUGCCUUCUGGUUCGACAAGAAGCGGACCUUUGCCACCGGCAUCGGAGCCUCGGGAACGGGCAUUGGCACCUUUGUGUACGCCCGCCUCACCUCGUACCUCAUCGAGUCGUACGGGUGGCGCGGAGCCACCCUCAUCCUGGGGGGCACCAUGCUGAACGCCUGUGUCUGCGGCGCCCUGAUGCGGGACCCCGACUGGCUGAUAGAGGAGAACCGCCUGGAGAGCCGCUCGCAAAGCGUGACCACCUUCUCCAACUCGAGCGUAUGCCUGGAGGAGAUCAAGAAGCUGCUGGACACGGGCAUCACCAAGGAGGCUGUCCUGGACAGCCUUGUGACGAAGAACAACACGGAGGCCAACCAGCAAAUCGACGAUCCCCUGGACACGGGCCUCAAACGCUAUCGCAGCGAGAUCUUUCUGCCGACUUUCCUGAGCAUCCAGGAGCUGGACAGCAUCUGUGAGGUGAAGAGCCUGAGUCGGCGUUCCCUCAGGCACAAGGAGGGGGUGGAAGCUCCGUCGCGGGAGAAUCUGCUGUCCAUGUCGUCGGGAGCGGGGGGAUAUCCUCCGUCGACGGCCAUCAUUGGCUCGCCGGACGAUACACUCAUGGGCGGAAUAGCACAGGAGGCCAUGGAAGCGGCCAAGAAAAGCUAUCUGGCCUCCAUCGAGACCCUGUCGCCGUCGGAGAAGCGCUCGAGCCCCGUCGGGUCGAUACGAUCCUCGGACGAGGGAUACCUCACCCAGAAGCACGCCAGCUCCCGGUACUCGCUCAACGAAAAUCUCUUCAUGGCCAAGCACACGACGCCGUCGAUCUCCAACCUGAAGGUGAAUGGUCUGCGCCACAACUCGGUGGACAUCCUCAGCGAGGAUAUGCACUGCUACUACAAGGACGAGACAUUCGCCCUCCUGGAUCACGGCCGCCGCCCCGGCCCCACUGUGAUAGCCAUGCCGGAUCGCGAACAGCCAACGGCCAACAGUGAGGUGGCUCUGCGCCGCGCUCGCCUCGACAGCAUCACGGGCAUCCGCCGGCUGUCCAGGUCGAAGAAGCCCAGCCAGCACCGCUCGAAUCUGCGCCGAAACAUUUCGAUACGCAACUCCAACUUCCUCAAGGACAUGCGGAUCCACCGCAACUCCAUACACUACCGCGGCGCCAUGCUCAACACGCACCGGUACCGGCUGCGGGCCUCCUCCUGCCCCAACAUCUACCGCAACUCGAUGACCACCAUCGCCAAGGAAGAAGAAGAUACCUGGUACGAAAGCUUUGUGGACACGAUGAAGUCCAUUUUUGAUUUCUCAAUGUUUCUCGACCUGAAGUUCGCCCUGUUCAACCUCUCGACACUGUUUCUGUUCAUUUGGUUCAUUAUACCCUAUCUGUAUCUACCGGACUACAUGAAGCAAUAUAACUACGAGGUGAAUGUAAGUGCCGUUCUGAUAUCGGCAGUUGGCAUCGCGCAAACGGUGGGCAUGAUAGGACUGGGCUAUGUGGGCGACCAGCCCUGGAUGAACAUCAACAUAUGCUACUCCCUCUGCAUGCUGGUGUGCGGAGCCUCUGUGUUCUGCAUGCCCAUGCUAAUGACCAGCUACAAUGGACUGAUGGCAAUGUGCGUAAUCUUCGGCUUUACGUUCGCCAGCUCGUUUUCGUUUACGCCCAGUAUACUGGUCAGUAUUGUGGAUUUGGACGAUUUCACGUGUGCGUACGGUCUGGUGCUGCUGGUGCAGGGUGUGGGCAUGAUCGCAGGCCCCCCAAUAGCAGGUCUCAUAUACGAGUCCGUGGGAAGAUGGGACGACUCCUUCUACUAUGCGGGCAUAUUUAUAGCACUCUCCGGCGUCUGCUCGUAUAUGAUCGAGUUCUGCGAGAAGAAAGCACCUAAGGAGAGUGAUAGUGAUGUCUCAGAGACUAAAAAAGCUCAACUUUUACACUAGAUUCAUAAAUAGACAUGAACCGAAGGCGGACUGGACCUGGAACUGAACCUAGACCUGGGCCUGGACCUGGACUGCUGAGAAGGUACUUCAAAUCUGAUAAGCUGUAGCCUAAAAAAAAAGCAUUAGCAUUAAAUGUUAUCGAGUUUCUUAUGUCAAAUGGUCUUGCAGCCAUAAAAUCCGAGCAGAAUUGUAACUGAAACUAAGCCUAUUCGAUAAGAUUGUCUAGCAUGUAAGCCCAAUAAUUGACUUGAGAAAUAGUUAUAGCUAUACACCAUACCAUACCUUGCGUACAUACUAUAUAGAUAUAUACACCUUAUAUAUACAUAAAUCUUUAGCUGCACUAGGGCAACUACUAAUCAGCAAGUUGUAAUCCUCAUCUAGACAAAAUGUUCAAUUUUCAAUCAAUAUCAAUGCAGUGCAUCACUGCCAGGUGCAAACGGGUCCCCCUCAAUUGUCUUCUUUAUAAAGGUAAAACUGAAAAAUAUACCUACAUAUUGCCUAGAUUUAAUGGCCUUAAUUUUCGUACGAACACCGUAAAGGAACACUCAAUAAACAACAACCAAUCUAUACAUAAGGAACGUAUGCAAUAACAAAGGACAAGCGACCAUUUUUCGAUCGAUCUUUCGAGUCCUUGGCCGCAUUUGUCUUUAAACUAACAUUCAAUCUUGAAGUCAAUCAAGAAUAAACAGUACACACACACAUCUAUUGCACGGCUCCAAAAAGAUUUCAGCAAAGGAGCAAAUAGGUCCGAAUACCCGCUCUUGCAGUAAGGAAACGUUUUUCUACCAUUAGGAUAGAAUACCAUUAUUGAAUGUUUGCAAAAUUAUAAAGCUCAACACAACACAAACGAGUGGAGUCGAGAAGGGAAGGUCUUGCUUGGAAAUGCAGAUGAAUAUAGAGUUCAAGUAUUAUUGAAAAAUACAUAUUUAUAGAUAUGGAGAUAAAAAGAAAACUCACCCGAGAAGCACACUGAAAGCUAGCUAGUUUUGUUCAAACCUAGGCACACUUCACACGUUAGAGAGUAAAAGGCAGACCAGGACCUAUACUGUAGCGUAGUUAUUGUUGUUUUCGAACUCUAGAAAAUAUGUACAUACUCACACACAGACACACACACACACACACACACACACACACACACACACACACACAUAACACAUAAGUAAAUUACAAUUAUAAAAUAUUUACAAGAAAUAAACAAUUAUCUAAUGAUCCAUAUUAACGAAAAUACAUACAUACAAUUUUUGAAACGAGA